Molecule: messenger RNA, 6221 nt
Organism: Halichondria panicea
Lineage: Eukaryota; Metazoa; Porifera; Demospongiae; Suberitida; Halichondriidae
Product: chromodomain-helicase-DNA-binding protein 1-like
Exons: 22
Coding region: 193-6078 (1961 amino acids)
Biological process (GO): nucleosome organization; regulation of transcription by RNA polymerase II
Cellular component (GO): nucleus; chromatin
Molecular function (GO): histone binding; ATP hydrolysis activity; ATP binding
Source: RefSeq, a predicted model, not a curated record
AUAAUUAAUUGAAACGUCACUUCCUGUCAUUUGCGGCUAAACAAUCUCGUGUAGUUAGCGAGCUAGAUCUACGUACAUGUACAUAUUUAAUAUGUAUUACUAUUAAAUGGAGGACCGAGUUGGAUCCAUGUGGUAAAAUACAUCACAGGUACAGUAUAUCUUCAUCGUACCAACGUACGUACAUACGUUGCCAUGAGCUCAAGCGAUCAUCUGAUGCCCCAUUCUCCAUCUCAGCGCAACUAUUCGGGCGUUCCUGGAAUGGAUGGAAUAGAUGUCGGCAGUACCUCUGGGUCCGAUUCCCCUGGUAGCGAUAGCAAUAUUAGUGACAUGGUAAUUGACGUGAAAACAAAAUUCGCCAAUGUGAAAUCGAGGCAUAGAAAAAGUCAAGAUGGAGAAUUUAUGCCGUCUCCUGGUUCCAGUUCCAAAACCAUAUCUGAAUCUGAUUCAGAUUCCAGUUCUGCCAGUAAGUCCGGGGGAGAUCUGGUGAUAGCCGAUGAAGAGAACAAAUCAGUGUAUUCAAGUAGCACCACUAACAGCCAAAGCAUGUCCCCUCGGAGGUCAAAAGGUCAAGCUGCCGCAUCGAGCAAUAAUACAACUUCGUUUUAUCGUCGAAAAGUCGGUCAAGCACCACGAAUUAACAGGGACUCCCCCUUUAAGUUCAAUCGGACCAAAACGAGUUCAAAAUAUUCGUACGAACUUUGUCCUCCUUCCUUUGAUUUAUUGCCUCCACCAAGACGAGCCGCCACGAAAGUUCGUUAUAAUUAUUCUGACGAGUCGGACCAAUCAAAGGACAGCGAUGUGUUGCCACGGAGACCUGCUCGGAGAGGCAACAGAGUCAAGAGUGACAGUGAGUUUGAGAUGACUGGAGAGAGCGAGAUGGAGCAAUCCAACAAUGACAGCUCCAUUGAUGAGGACAAUUCAUCGGGAGACGAUUACCAACAAAGUAGGAGUAGAGGUAGCAAAAGAAAAGGUAGAAAAAAGUUCAUGCAGGUAGCUGAUGGUGGCAGUGAUAGCGAUUAUACUCCCGGCAGUAAGAGACCUCGCAAGAGGUUCACACAACCUAAGAAAAGCAGCAGUACUGGUUACGAGCAUAGCUAUGAGUCUGCCUCCGCUGUUAGCACUGGGAGCGAAUCAGAAUUUGAACCAUCCUACACAAAGAAGAAGAAAAAGAAGAGAAAAGGAACCUCCGAAGCUAACAACACAGACUUUGUUCGUAUGACCAGUCGCAAAAGGGGUGUGGUCUCGUACAAGGAGCCUAACUCAGACGGCCGUGAGGGGGAGGGUAGUGUGAGUGGUGAUGAUGUGGAGGGGGUGGAGGAGGGGCCCCCCCUGGAGGACAACCGGGAGACCAUAGAGAGAGUGCUCAAGAAGAGGAUGGGCCCAGUGGAAGAUUGCAGUAAGAAGACAUCUUGCUAUACUCGACAUUUAGAGGACCCUGUGGAAACUCCCGGCAAAUCCCCGCCACCACCGCCCACUCUAUGUGACCCCGACGACCUUAACCAAUCCAACAAGUCGUCUGCACAUGCCCAGUACCUCAUAAAAUGGCGGAAUAAGUCGUACCUCCACUGCACUUGGGAAUCAGAGAGCAGCCUCACAACUCAAGAUAUCAAAGGGAUUAAAAAGUUCCACAACUUCUUGAAGAAGGAGGAAGAGAGAGCCUCGUGGGAGAGAAUGGCGUCACCAGAAGAUGUUGAGUAUGCCAAGUGUCAGGAGGAGUUGGGAGAGCAGCUGUUGGGGCAGUUCACACAAGUGGAAAGAGUUAUCGCUGCUCGUCACUCAGAAGAGGGUACUCAAGAGUAUCUGUGCAAAUGGCGCGGGGUCCCAUACUCUGAGAGCACGUGGGAGGAAGCCACUCUCAUCUCACACUGGUAUCAAGACAAAAUCGAUAAUUAUCUCGAGCGAAACUCAUCGGACCGAAUCCCUAACAAGAAUGCAAAAGUUCUGAGACAUCGUCCGAGGUUCCGGUUCAUGAAGGAGCAGCUGGACACUCUCAAUGGCGGAGGGGGCAUGAAACUUAGAGACUACCAAUUGGACGGAGUUAACUGGCUCACAAGGUCAUGGUGCAAGCACAAUUCUGUGAUCCUAGCUGACGAGAUGGGACUGGGGAAGACCAUACAGACGAUUGCAUUCCUCCACUACCUCUACCACGAACACCAACUGUACGGUCCGUACCUCAUCGUGGUACCACUCUCUACUAUGCCCGCCUGGCAACGAGAGUUUGAGAUAUGGGCUCCAGAGAUGAACACUAUUGUCUACCUAGGUGACGUCAGCAGCAGGAACAUGAUACGAGAGUACGAGUGGUGUCAUGCCAACCGCAAGCUCAAGUUCAAUACUAUUCUCACAACGUACGAGAUCCUGCUCAAAGAUAAAGAGUUUCUGGGCAGCGUGGCCUGGGCGGAGUUAGCAGUGGACGAAGCUCAUCGUCUCAAGAAUGAUGACUCUCUUCUGUAUCGUACUCUGAUGGAGUUUAGGACGAACCACCGUCUCUUAAUCACUGGCACACCACUCCAAAACUCACUCAAGGAACUGUGGUCGCUCCUGCACUUCAUUAUGGAUAAAAAGUUCCCUGACUGGGAAGAGUUUGAGUUUGACCACCACGCGUACGGGGAGGGGGACGCUAAGAGCCUCUCUUCCAUCCAUCAGCAGCUGCAACCGUAUCUCCUCAGACGAAUGAAGAAAGACGUUGAGAAAUCCCUCCCAGCAAAAGUUGAGCAAAUUCUGAGAGUCGGAAUGUCGUCCAGUCAGAAGCAGUACUACAGGUGGAUACUGACCAAGAACUACCGUGCCCUGAGUAAAGGGGUCAAGGGCAGCAUCACUGGGUUCAUCAACAUGGUGAUGGAGCUCAAGAAGUGCUGCAACCAUACCUGGAUAGUCAGGCCAGAGGACAGAGAUGCUGUGACCUCCGACAGACUACAGGUUCUGAUUCGAGGCAGUGGGAAACUGUACCUACUGGACAAGCUCCUGGUUCGACUGAAGAAGACUGGCCAUCGUGUUCUCAUCUUCUCUCAGAUGGUGCGGAUGUUGGACAUUCUCGAGGAGUACAUGAAACUCAGACGCUUUGCAUUCCAGAGGUUGGAUGGCUCUGUUCGUGGUGACUCUCGUAAGGACGCUAUCGACCACUUCAAUGCUGAGGGGUCACAAGACUUCUGUUUCCUUCUCUCGACCCGUGCAGGGGGUCUGGGGGUCAACCUGGCCACGGCCGACACCGUGGUUAUAUUCGACUCUGAUUGGAACCCCCAGAACGACCUUCAGGCUCAGGCACGGGCUCAUCGGAUUGGUCAAAAGAAACAGGUGAACAUCUACCGACUGGUGACCAAGAGCAGUGUGGAGGAGGACAUUGUAGAGAGGGCAAAGAAGAAGAUGGUUCUGGACCAUCUUGUCAUUCAGAGGAUGGACACGACUGGACAAACUGUCCUCUCCAAGACAGCGGACACUAACAGGGUGCCGUUUGAUAAAGACGAGCUGGAUGCCAUCCUCAAGUUUGGUGCUGAGGACAUCUUCAAGGAGGCAGGCAAGGAGGGGGCGGGGCCUUCUGAUCGAGGAGAUCGAGAUCUACAGGAACUGGACCUCGACGAAAUACUCAGUCGAGCGGAAACGCAAGCAACCAACGAUGAAUCUUCUUCACACGAUGACCUCUUGUCACAAUUCAAAGUGGCAUCGUUUGCAAUGGAUGCGGAAGAGUUAGAAGGGGGUGUGGUAGCCACACCCACAGAGGGUAAACCCCCUCUCUUCAGCCCCGGGGGCACGAGGGGGCCACUGCUGAAGGAGAAGCGAGGAGAGUUGAGCUGGGACGACAUUAUCCCCGCGGACGUGCGCUCAAAGAUUGAAGAAGAGGACAGAAUGAAGGAGCAGCUGGAACUAUAUUUACCACCCAGAAAAAGAAAAGUGAAGAAUUACUGUGAAGACGGUUCUACUGCAAACGCUGGCUCAAAGCCUGUUCCUGAGACUGCUAGGAAAACAACGUCAUCUACAAGGAGGCGAGACAAAGCCACACCCAUUGCCAUACCCAUUUCCAUGGAUGAGACGGUGGUUACUAAGACUGUGAGAGGUUUCUCUGAUGCGGAGAUAAGAAGGUUUAUCAAGAGCUAUAGGAAAUUUGGAGAGCCCAGAACAAGACUGGAGUCUAUUGCUGCCGAUGCAGAGUUACAGGAGAAGUCACUAUCGGAACUGGAGUCACUGGCAGACACGCUCCACCAGGCUUGUCAGGAGGCGGAGGCAGAGCACAGGUCCAGGGUUGAAAAUGAAUCUAACUACACGGCCAAGAAGGGACCCUCUGUUCGUCUGUGCGGUGUGAGCGCCACCUGUUCCUCCAUCUUGAAGAGAGAGGAAGAACUGAGAGCACUCACUGUCUGUAUUCCAGCCAACUCACUGGCACGGAAGAAGUUUCGUCUACUCUAUCCGCCCAAACCCGUCCAAUGGCCUAAGGUGAAAUGGACACCUGUCGACGAUGCCAAACUGCUAGUGGCGAUCUACGAAUACGGCCUCGGAAAUUGGGAGGCCAUCCGUGACAGCGACCCUCAGGGCCUCGGCAAGAAGAUACUCCCUGAGAAUAGAGCACUGAAACCCCAGUCUUCCCACCUGCAAACUAGAGCCGAGUAUCUGUUGAAAGUACUACAAGCCGAGGCUAAAAGAAAGAUGGCCAAGAAGUCGAGACAGUCCCCGAGAAAAGCUGCCACUUCUCGUUCAAAAGCGAAAAAGAAAGGAAGUACAUCGACAUCUAAGCAAGAUCUAUCGAAGUUCUUUGGCCAUGCAUCAGCAGAGCAAGCUAAAUUGCUCGUGAAUAUCAGUCGUGAUCUUGUAUCAGUUAACAACUCUGAUGCAGAGUCGAAUGCAUCCAGUACUAAGAGUGGGCGUGGUCAGAAAAGACCCCGCCCACCCUCAAAACAACCAGUCACUAAAAGAUUGAAAUCAUCACCAAAGAAGAGUAUACCCUCAAGGCUAUCAAGCAGACAGGAUCGAACGCCCACUCCCGGUUCUAGAAGCUCCCCUCGGAAAGCUGUUCGUGAGAGGGGGGCCCAGAAGCAGCUGUUCUCACAAGAGGAAGGUGUGCUGAGUGCUCUCGAGGGAGGGAGUGACGACCAGAGAGUAUCUGAUAUCGGAGAUGAGGAGAGGGAACUGGACCAGGACACCUUCGAAAAGUGCAAAUCCCUACUGAAGCCAGUAAAGAAAUCGCUGAAAGAGCUUUCUCAGAGUGGAGAACUCUCAAAACCUGAGAUACUGGUCCAUUACAAGAAGGUGUUGAUUAUUAUCGGGGAUCAUAUAAGUGCCCAUCUCUCCAGGUGUGAGUCAGAGCAAGAGUCAGCACAGUGGAGAUCCGAUCUUUGGCUGUUUGUGGCAAAGUUCACUCCAGUCCCAACCCAGAAGCUCUACAAAUUAUACAGAAGAGCCAAAAAAGACUCGGCUGCUGAGAAACACCAGCAUUCUACGUUUCCUGUUAAGAAGCGUUACCUUGACAACAUUGCCACAAUUGCCCAGGAAGAACCUCCUCCGCCCACUACCAGUGAUAAACAUGACCUUCCCUCCGACAACUCAAAAACCGAUAAACCUCGCAGUAGUACAGAAAAUAAAGAGUCACGGCAACCUGAUAAAGAUCGAAAAAACGAUACCCACAAAUCUCAUUCAGCCGAUUCUGAACACAGACAUCGCGGCGACAAAGAGAGAGGACACUCGCAAAGAGAACAUGGCCGAGAGAGAAAGCACUCGAGUGACCGUGAUAGAGAAAGAGCUCGACAAAGAAAGCAUUCUAGUAGUCAUGAAAGGGAGAGAAAGCAUUCUAGUAGUCACGAAAGGGAGAGAAAGCAUUCUAGUAGCAAUGAACGAGAACGGAAACAUUCUGGUAGUGACAGACUGAGGAAACACUCUGGUAGUGAUCGCGAACGCUACUCAGGCAGUGAGAGAUCUUUAGAUCGAGGUGGCCGAGAGAGGCAUCACUCUGGCGGGUCUCAUCGACACUCCGAUGGGCAUCGUCAUCAUCAUCAUUCUGGCGACCACUCCCACACACAUCACAGGCAUCACCACUCACACUCCUCACACCACCCACAUAGUCAUCACUCCGAAGGAACUGACUCAAAACACUAAAACUAUAUAUUUAAAUUAAUAACUAAUAAUAUAUUAUUAUACAGUACCAAUAAACUCAUUCUCAAUUUUUGACAGUAUAUAAUUAUACGUCGUUGUGCAUAUAAAUUUUAUAUUUAAAAUGAACAAUUAUAUUUGUGUAAUGA